Molecule: messenger RNA, 1890 nt
Organism: Arachis stenosperma
Lineage: Eukaryota; Viridiplantae; Streptophyta; Magnoliopsida; Fabales; Fabaceae
Product: polygalacturonase QRT3
Exons: 3
Coding region: 124-1728 (534 amino acids)
Molecular function (GO): polygalacturonase activity
Source: RefSeq, a predicted model, not a curated record
GUUUGUAUGAUCAAAUAUGAUAUCAAAAUCUUAGUUACCAACUCUUCUUUAAUUUCCAUGUCACACUCUCUUUCUCUCCCUCAUUAACUUUAUAUAUAUUUCCUCUACUACCCAUUUAUUUAAAUGGCCACACAUCUAGAAUGCUUCUUCCUCAAACUUGAGCCCCUUCUCACAAUGGCAAGAACAUUUCUAGUUUGGUUCUUGUGUCUUGGGGUGCCUUGUUUCUUUGUAAUUAUUGAUGCUGGAGUUUAUGGAGAUCAUCAGAACUUGCAUCCAAGAACCAUUUCUGGUGCCAAUCACUACCAUAAAGAUAUAAGAAGAUUACAAGCCUUUAAGGCCUCUCUUACUAGACAUGCUUCUGUUGCUUCAACACCUUCUUCAUUUUCAUCCUCUUCUGCUUCUUCCCCUUUGCUAUCUGAGGGUGUGAACAAUCCACGUGUAUACCACGUGACAUCGUAUGGGGCAGAUCCAAGUGGGAAUUCAGACAGCACAGAAGCAAUUCUUGCAGCCAUAGCAGAUGCAGCCAAGGUUCCAAGUCAAGGACAGUUGAUGCAGGGCAUCACUGAUCUUGGAGGUGUCCAUGUUGAUCUUGAGGGUGGUAGCUACCUCAUCAGCCGUCCACUGCGCUUGCCGGCCGCCCGUCUGGGGAACCUCAUGAUACAUGGUGGAACUAUAAGAGCCUCAAAUAACUUUCCAGAAGAUGGGUACCUCAUUGAUUUGUCAUCAACCUCUUCUUCUUCUUCUUCUUCUAAUAAUAAUAAUAAUAAUGAGAACAAUGGAGCUAACUCGGAGAGUUCCCGCUCUUCACGCUACAAUUUUGAGUACAUAAGCUUCAAGGACCUCUUGUUAGACUCAAACUUCAGAGGUGGGGGCAUUUCAGUAAUUAACUCACUCAGAACUAACAUAGACAAUUGUUACAUUACACACUUCACCACAAAUGGAAUUUUAGUCCAAAGUGGUCAUGAGACAUACAUUAGAAACACUUUUCUUGGCCAGUACGUAACCGCAGGAGGUGAUAAAAAUGAAAAGAAUUUCUCCGGGACCGGAAUAAGUCUCCUCGGCAACGAUAACGCCGUCACGGAUGUUGUCAUUUUCUCUGCAGCUAUAGGAAUAAUGGUAACCGGUCAGGCCAACACGUUCUCCGGCGUGCAUUGUUACAAUAAGGCCACCGGAUUUGGAGGGACCGGGAUAUAUCUGAAGCUGCCGGGGCUAACACAGACAAGGAUUGUGAAUUCUUACAUGGAUUACACGAGUAUCGUCGCCGAGGAUCCGGUCCAGCUCCAUGUCUCUAGCAGUUUCUUCCUUGGUGAUGCCAACAUUGUCCUUAAAUCAGUGAAUGGUGUUGUGAAUGGAGUCAGCAUUGUUGAUAACAUGUUUUCAGGGUCCGGUUCUGGGGUGGAGAUUGUUCAAUUGGACCAAUCAAAAAACAGUUUCAACCAAAUUGAUCAAGCUAUUGUUGAUAGGAACAUUGUGAGGGGAAUGAAUUUGAAGGCCACAGUGGCAAAAAUGUCAAUUCAAGGGAAUGGAACAUUAUGGAAUGUUGAUUUUAGUAAUGUUCUGCUUUUUCCAAACCUUAUCAGAAAUGUUCAGUACUCAUUAAGCUCUAGUGGUGGAACAUUCCCUAAUCAUGCUUUGAGGAAUGUAUCUGAGAACAAGGUUGUGAUUGAAACAAGUGAAGCAGUGGAUGCAAAUGUUUUUGUUACUGUGGAUCAGAGUAUGGUAAUUUGAUUGAACAGGGUUUGAACUUUGUAGAGUGACCAAAACAAUAUAAUUCAAUUUAUUUGGUCAUUUUUUAUUUUUAGUCCUAAAUUCUAAGUGGAGGGAAUUUUUUGGAUAUGAUAUGAGCAUGCCUUUGUUGCCAAGUCUUCCUUUCUUUAUUAUCUGGACAGA